CAGGGAUUUAAUUAAUUUUUUAAAAAGUAAAAUGACCCGAAUCGACAAUUUUUCCUAAUUUCUUUUCUUCUCUUGUUUUUCAGCUACGGCAACAGGCCUCACCCAAACAAAGCCUUAAUUAGGGUUGUGGGGUAAAUUCCAUAUUUGGCGGCUUGUUCACCGGUGUCGUUUUUUUGAUGAUCCUCAGUCAAAUAAGCUUCGGAAGCUGAUGAGUUCAUGUCACUCUCCAUAGCUUAUAGCUUACCUACUCCAGCACUUUCUUGUUUCUCGAUCCCGCUUUAUAGCAUCUACUGAAGAAAGAAAAGAUCCCAUUGUUGGGUAGAAGAAGAUUUCAAGAUGGCGGCGAUGGCCCAGCUUCAUUUUUCUGCUAUUUCUGUUCCGAAUCAUUCUCAGAGUCGGAAUCUCACCCCUCUAUGUCCGCGUUCUUUUUCUGCCAAUGGAUCUUUGUUUGCCAGUAAUCUCACAGUUUCGAUUUCUUCCAAGCAGCAACGGCAUUCAGAUUCGCUCCUCAAACUGCCUCCCCUCUGCGCCGGCAGCGGAGGCGGCGUUGGUGACAGUGGGGUCGGAGGCGGCGGCAGGAAAGGUGAUGGAGGCGGGGAUUGGAGUUCCGGUGGCGAUUCAGAUGACUCGAAAUCUUCUUCUGGGGACAAUUUCGGACCGAUCGGAGCCUUUCUCAGCGGAUGGAGAUCCAGGGUUGCCGCCGAUCCGCAAUUCCCUUUUAAAGUUCUCAUGGAGGAAUUGGUCGGCGUCACCGCCUGUGUCAUCGGAGACAUGGCAUCUCGCCCUAACUUCGGACUCAACGAGCUCGAUUUCGUCUUCUCCACCAUGGUCGUGGGCUCAAUCAUGAACUUCGUCCUCAUGUACCUCUUGGCGCCAACCGCUUCCUCAGCAAGCCAAACCCUACCUUCCAUAUUCUCUAGCUGCCCACCAAGCCACAUGUUCCAGCCCGGUUCUUACGGCCUGGUCAGCCGGGCAGGCACUUUAGUGUACAAAGGUGUGCUCUUUGCUACAGUUGGGUUCGCAGCUGGGCUGGUGGGCACAGCCAUUUCGAACGGACUGAUCAAGAUCAGGAAGAAGAUGGAUCCGAGUUUUGAAACGCCGAACAAGCCCCCGCCAACCAUACUGAAUGCGGCCACUUGGGCUAUUCACAUGGGGGUGAGCAGUAAUCUGAGAUACCAAACGCUGAAUGGAGUCGAGUUCGUGCUGGCUAAAUCUGUCCCAGCAUUUGUGUUCAAGAGCUCGGUGAUCGUGUUGAGAUGUUUGAACAAUGUUCUCGGGGGGAUGUCGUUUGUGGUGUUGGCCAGGAUGACUGGCUCACAGAGCGUGGAUGAUGGCGAAAAGAAGACAGUAGCUGCAUUAGAGGAGGAUGAAUUGGCUUCUGAAAAAGAGAGAUUGGUGAAUGCUGAUGAUUCUUCAAAGUAAUUUGGUCUGUAAGCUGUUCAUUUUGUGUUGCACUGUGUUGUUUAUUAUCUUGAUUUUAGUGAGAAUAAAAAAAUUGCACGUGUUGCAAUACUUGCAUUAGCGCACGAGUAGGUUUAGCCAGCCUUUUUCCCAGAGGAUCAAAGCUACAUUUCAUUCCUCUUGUUGUCGCGCCUUUUGAAUUAUAGUUGCAACUGUUAUUGAUAUUUGGGAAAAGGGGCAAAUAAGGCCAUGUACUAACCAAAAAAGGUCAAAUAAGGCCUUAUUUAAGAGGCUCUGUCCGGUCGUCGCCAUUUGGGGCGGUUCCCAAUGGAUUUUUUUGAUGAAAUUUUUUGAGCAUCUUAUUCAGUAAGUCUAGUUUACUCAUACAGAAUUUCAGCUAAAACUUCAAUCGGGAAGGCAUUCAAAUGAAUUCUUGAAGAUAACUACGUAGUUAAAAGCGCAGUUAUCUUCAAGAAUUCAUUUGAAUGCCUUCCCGAUUGAAGUUUUAGCUGAAAUUUGGUAUGAGUAAACUAGACUUACUGAAUAAGAUGCUCAAAAAAUUUCAUCAGAAAAUUCCACCGGGAACCACCCCAAAUGGCGACGGCCGGACAGAGUAUCUUAAAUAAGGCCUUAUUUGACCUUUUUUGGUUAGUACAUGGCCUUAUUUGCACCUUUUCUCUUGAUAUUUCUUAGAGUUCAAAUUCUAUGUUUAUCAAUAUGGGAGCUUUUGCUAUGAAUGGCUGUGAGCGAGUACGAAUAUAAAAAAUCAGGGAAUCAAAUUUGCUUACAAUGGAAUGAUGGAUGCUUUCUUUU
Messenger RNA from Cuscuta epithymum, 2214 nucleotides. The record is from the annotation of a GenBank genome assembly. Lineage: Eukaryota; Viridiplantae; Streptophyta; Magnoliopsida; Solanales; Convolvulaceae.